This is a messenger RNA of Schistocerca serialis cubense, 2470 nucleotides long. RefSeq names its product leucine-rich repeat and calponin homology domain-containing protein-like. The annotation marks the transcript as partial. Gene Ontology annotation, molecular function: protein binding. Lineage: Eukaryota; Metazoa; Arthropoda; Insecta; Orthoptera; Acrididae. The record is from RefSeq and is a predicted model, not a curated record. The transcript is spliced from 15 exons.
GGUGCAGUCACAGCUCUCAUUGCCUCUUCAUCGGUGUCACUUCCAAAUUUUUUUGUGGGUGUGGUGUUGUUUCUUACUGGAAUUAACUCCUUCCGUUUCGAUUUGUCCAAGAACAGAUUCAGCGAGCUGCCAGUGGAAGUCACCGAGUAUUAUUCCUUAGAAAAGCUCAUUCUUUACCAUAACGCCAUCAAAUCUAUUCCGGAUUCGGUUGUAUAUCUACAGUCGCUGUUGUACAUUGACUUGAGCCGCAACCAGUUGAGCGUGCUACCGAGCUCACUGUGCCAGCUGCCGCUGGAAGUGCUGCUGGUGGCAAAUAACAAGCUGGUGUCUCUGCCCGAGGAGCUGGGUCGCAUGAAGACACUGGCUGCGCUUGAUGUCAGCUGCAAUGAAAUUUCGCACCUGCCCCAACAGAUUGGGGAGCUGCCCGCACUGCGUUCCCUCAACCUGCGCCGCAACAAGCUAGUCGACCUGCCACUCAGUUUGACAAAUCUCAAUCUGGAACGAUUAAAUUUAAGCGAAAACAGAAUCUCAACAUUACCAGCAGAGCUUCGCUUCAUGACAACAUUAGUUGAAUUGAUUCUUACCCAUAACCCUUUGAUUUCACCACCUGCAUAUUUGUGUACGAGGGGCCGUGUACAUGUAUUUAAGUACCUAGAGAAUCAAGCGUACAAAGGUGAUAAGAGAAAGGGCCUGCUGACUGACGAUAUCAGGAAGUUGCAGCAAAAAGUUGGCCACUUGUCAGAUUCUCGCCUCUCAAAUGGAUUUUCUGAUUUAAGGCAACGCCGUUAUAAUGUAGAUAGUGGCUACAGCACAAGUGAUGGAGGAUCUGAUAAACGAUGGUCCCAGGAAAUAAUUGUUGAGGAGGAGUGUGAUAAAAGUAAAGGCCUGUGGUCUCGCGCAGAUAGUCUUCCAAUACCUGUAAAACGCCGUGAUACCAAUGGUAGCUGUAGUGGUACAUCCACGCCUUCUACCAUCAGCCCAGGUGAUAACAUCAAUCUUGAGGAGGAAUUCAGCAAGAAUGUUUCUGUCUGUGAUGAAUUAGAAAGGAGAAAGACAGACAAAGUUCAGAGUGAUAAAGAAGAGGGCAAAAAUCUUGCUAAAGAUGAUGUAAAACCAAUGACUGGGAGUGGCACUAACAAAACGGUGACAAAUGGUCCUGCCCAGUCGCCAUCCACAGAUGUCAUUGUCAACGGUAGUGGUGCAGUUGAAGACAAGCGGCCAUUGGAUCACAUACAGACAUACAGGGAAUACAAGGAAGCCCUCAGGCAACAGCGAGCUCUGGAUGGGCUGACUGUGUAUCGACCACGUGUUCCUGGAGAAGGUGGGCUGCAGCCAUUAAACAACAUGAAUCAGGAGGAAGAUCAUACAAAGAAUGAAGGGAACUUGCCAAAUAAUAAAACAGAAAGCCUGAAGAACCAAGACAGCUCCGUUAAUAAGCGGCCAGUUCAGAAGGUUCCACCAUCCAGGAAUGGAGCAACAGUGACAUUUCAGGAUAAUCGUGUUGGGCAGGGAGGAACUGUGUUAAAUGGUACCUGGAGUGAUUAUGGAGGAAAAAGUGUUGUGCAAGAUACACAGGACACUUAUUACAUAAAACCAAACUCUCCCAUCAAGACUUCAACCAGUAUCACCCAAGUUCCUUCUUCAGCAUCACCAGGCAGUCCUAGGUUGGUUACUACAUCUUUAGGGUAUGUUGGCAACAUAGUUCCUGUUUCUACGAACCAUCAUAACAGAUCAGCACCAACAGGAAAUGGCAGUGGAAGCCCCAGGUCACCAAAAAUAGGUACAAGUCGGACAGUCCCGUGGAACAGGGAUGUGGCACCAGAGAAACUCAGUUUUACUAUGAGGCGGGAAUUUGACAAGGCUCGUGAAGAGGCAGAACUCAUUGACCAGCUGAGGAGUCAUAUCGAGACGAGACUUAAAAUGUCACUUCCAGAAGACAUGGCUUCUGCACUGUCAGAUGGUGUGGUGCUGUGUCAUUUAGCAAACCAUGUCAGGCCCCGAUCUGUUGCCAGUAUUCAUGUGCCUUCUCCUGCUGUGCCGAAGCUGACAAUGGCAAGAUGUAGGAGAAAUGUGGAUAAUUUCUUGGAAGCUUGUCGCCGAAUUGGUGUUGAUGAGCCACUUAUUUGCUGUGCAUCAGAUGUGCUUGAGGGCAGAGGUUUGGUGCAAGUUGCUAUUACAGUAUCAGAACUCCUCAGGUUUCAUCAGCCUCGGUCACCAGCACACACAGCACCUUGAAUUGUUGGGAGCACAGGUUAGGUGAAGAAAGAGUGUUUUACAUACUUCUUCCGAGGAUUUAUGCUGUGGCAGUACAGGGACCUAUCAAGUGAAUGUGAGAUACCAAGUCACAUCUACUACUUAUUACAAAGACAAUGUGCCAAAGAAUUUUUUGUCAUGGUACUAGCUGUACAGGAUGUGUUAUUUAUAUGUUGUAAUUGUGUGAUUUUAUAAAAUAAUAUAUUGCCAUAGAUAA